AAAAGCAAGCUGGUCAAGAUAGACAAAAUUGAAGAAAUGGCCAAGAAGAUGUGCGCCUCCACAAACAACAACCUCAAGUUUUUGAACACAAAGGAGGCCAAGAAGAAGUGA
Molecule: messenger RNA, 111 nt
Organism: Plasmodium cynomolgi strain B
Lineage: Eukaryota; Apicomplexa; Aconoidasida; Haemosporida; Plasmodiidae
Exons: 1
Source: RefSeq, a predicted model, not a curated record